This is a messenger RNA of Melospiza georgiana, 3852 nucleotides long. It is a transcript of the gene PFAS, whose product is annotated as phosphoribosylformylglycinamidine synthase. Lineage: Eukaryota; Metazoa; Chordata; Aves; Passeriformes; Passerellidae. The annotation marks the transcript as partial. Gene Ontology annotation, biological process: 'de novo' IMP biosynthetic process. Gene Ontology annotation, molecular function: phosphoribosylformylglycinamidine synthase activity. The record is from RefSeq and is a predicted model, not a curated record. The transcript has 28 exons.
UGGCGAAUUUUUGGUGAAUUUUUGGGGGUGACCGGGGUGUCCUGCGAGCUCUGCUACUACCUGGGAUGGGCAGGUGAUUCCCCCCCAAACCCCUCUGAGCUGCAGAUCCUGCGCUGGAUUUUGGGGUCCCCCCUGGCCCAGGGUGGGGACGUGGCCCAGAGGAGCUUCCUGAGCCCCCAGGGCCCCCACGUGCUGCUGGAGAUUGGGCCCAGGCUGGGGGUGUGCACCCCCCUGUCCACCAACGCCGUGUCCCUGUGCCACGCGGCCGGGCUGAGCCGGGUGCGGCGCCUGGAGAGAUCCCGCAGGAUCCUGCUGCAGCUGUCGUCCCCGGCGUCCCCCGAGGCACGCGUCCGUCUGUCCCGCGCGCUGCGCGACCCGGUGACGGAGCAGCUGUACCCGGAGCCCCUGCGCACCUUCGAUGUGCCCGCGGCGCCCGUGCCCGUCACCACCAUCGACGUCCUGGCACGGGGACAGAGCGCGCUCAGGGAGGCGGACACAGAGCUGGGCCUGGCCUUCGACUCGUGGGACCUGGAGUUCUACACUCAGCUCUUCCAGAAGGCCGGGAGGAACCCGACCUCCGUGGAGCUCUUUGACCUGGCCCAGAGCAACAGCGAGCACAGCCGCCAUUGGUUCUUCCGGGGUCACGUGACCGUGGAUGGCCGCCCGGUGGGCGUGUCCCUGUUCCGCUCCCUGAUGGACACGCAGAGCUCCUCCCACCCCAACAACGUCAUCAAGUUCUGCGACAACAGCAGCGCCAUCCGCGGCGUCCCCGUGGCCGCGCUGUGGCCGCAGAACCCGGCCGGGCCCGGCCCCUACGAGAGGAGAACGAGCGUCCGGCACGUGACCUUCACCGCCGAGACGCACAACUUCCCCACCGCCGUGGCCCCGUUCAGCGGCGCCACCACCGGCACCGGGGGCCGGAUCCGGGACGUGCAGAGCACGGGGAGGGGAGCGCACGUGAUCGCGGGCACGGCCGGGUACUGCUUCGGGAACCUGCUCAUACCCGGCUACGAGCAGCCGUGGGAGGACGCCCUCUCCCCGUACCCCUCGUCCUUUGCCCGGCCCCUGGAGGUCGCGCUCGGCGCCAGCGACGGCGCCUCCGACUACGGCAACAAAUUCGGGGAGCCCCUGCUGGCAGGCUUCGCCCGCUCCUUCGGGCAGGUCCUGCCCGGGGGGCAGCGCCGCGAGUGGAUCAAACCCAUCAUGUUCAGCGGCGGCAUCGGAGCCCUGGAGGACGAGCACGUCAAGAAGGAAACCCCAGAGCCAGGGAUGUUGGUGGUGAAGUUGGGGGGUCCCGUCUACAGGAUCGGCGUGGGGGGAGGGGCGGCCUCCUCCAUCCAGGUGCAGGGGGACAACGAGGCCGAGCGGGAUCUGGGGGCCGUGCAGCGCGGGGACGCCGAGAUGGAGCAGAAGCUGAACCGGGUCCUGCGCGGCUGCAUCGAGAGCGGCGCCGCCAACCCCGUCAGCUCCAUCCACGACCAGGGGGCCGGGGGGAACGGCAAUGUCCUCAAGGAGAUCUCGGAGCCGGCCGGGGCCGUCAUCUACGCCAGCCGCUUCCAGCUGGGUGACCCCACGCUGAGCAUCCUGGAGCUCUGGGGCGCCGAGUACCAGGAGUCCAACGCGCUGCUGGUGCGGCCGGAGGCGCUGGGGCUGCUGCGGCGGCUGGCGGAGAGAGAGCGCUGUCCCCUCAGCGUGGUGGGGACAAUCACCGGGGAUGGCAAGAUCGUGCUGGUCGAUGACUUGGCCUCGCCAGUGCCCGAGGGGGGGUCCCACGAGGGGCUCCCCACCCCCGUCAACCUGGAGCUGGAGUGGGUGCUGGGCAAGAUGCCCCAGAAGGAGUUCCACCUGUCGCGGGCGCCGCUGCCCCGGCGCCCCCUGAGCCUCCCCCCGGCGCUGUCGGUGCGGGCGGCGCUCGAGAGGGUCCUGAGGCUGCCGGCCGUGGCCAGCAAGAGGUACCUGACCAACAAGGUGGACCGCUCGGUGACGGGCCUGGUGGCGCAGCAGCAGUGCGUGGGUCCCCUGCACACGCCGCUGGCCGACGUGGCCGUGGUGGCCCUGUCGCCGUUUGGGGACAGCGGCGCCGCCACCGCCAUCGGCGAGCAGCCCAUCAAGGGGCUGCUGGACCCCGCGGCCGGGGCGCGGCUGGCGCUGGCCGAGGCCAUCACCAACCUGGUGUUCGCCAGGGUGACGCACCUCAAGGACGUGAAGUGCUCGGGCAAUUGGAUGUGGGGCUCCAAGCUGGGCGCCGAGGGCGGGGCGCUGGUGGCCGCGUGUGACGCGCUGGUGGCGGCCAUGCGUCACCUGGGCGUGGCCAUCGACGGCGGCAAGGACUCGCUGAGCAUGGCGGCGCGCGUGGGCAGCGACACCGUGAUGGCACCCGGUGCGCUGGUGAUCUCGGCCUACGCCGUGUGCCCCGACGUGACGGCCACCGUGACCCCUGACCUCAAGUGUCCCAACGACCGCGGGACCCUGCUGUGGGUGCAGCUGAACCCCGGGCGGCACCGGCUGGGCGGCUCCGCCCUGGCCCAGGUGUUCGCCCAGGUGGGCGACGAGAGCCCCGACCUGGACCGGCCCCAGAGCCUGGAGAGCGCCUUCAACGUCACCCAGGAGCUGCUCAAAGAGCGCGUGGUGACGGCGGGCCACGACGUCAGCGACGGUGGCCUGCUGGGCUGCCUGCUGGAGAUGGCCUUCGCCGGCAACUGCGGCGUCACCGUCACCGCGCCCGCGCCGCCCGCCGGCGUCACACCGCUGGCGCUGCUCUUUGCCGAGGAGCCGGCCCUGCUGCUCGAGGUCCCGGCCGCCGCCGCCGUCCCCGUGUGCCGCCGCUACCAUGACGCCGGCGUCACCUGUGUCCCCAUCGGCCACAGCGGCCCCUACGGCCCCCGCGCCAUGGUGACAGUGACCGUGGGUGGCCAGGAGGUGCUGGCCGAGCCCGUCGGGGACCUCAGGGACGUUUGGGAGCAGACGAGUUUCCAGCUGGAGCGGCUGCAGGCCACGCCGGCCUGCGUGGAGCAGGAGCAGCAGGACCUGGGGACGCGCUGGGGACCCGAGUUCAGCGUCACCUUCGACCCCGACUACGUGGCACCGGUGGCGCGGAGCAUGGAGCUGCCGGGGCCGCGCGUGGCCGUGCUGAGGGAGGAGGGCAGCAACGGCGACCGCGAGAUGGCCGCAGCCUUCGCCAUGGCCGGCUUCCAGGUGUGGGAUGUGACCACCCAGGACCUUUGCUCGGGCUCGGCCUCCCUGGACGGGUUCCGGGGUCUCGUUUUCGUGGGCGGCUUCAGCUACGCCGACGUGCUGGGCUCGGCUAAAGGCUGGGCCGCCUCCAUCCUCUUCAACGCCCGGGUCCGCGCGGAGCUGGAGCGAUUCCGCGCGCGGCCGGACACCUUCAGCCUGGGCGUGUGCAACGGCUGCCAGCUGAUGGCGCUGCUGGGCUGGGUGGGGACAGGUGAGGGACACCCCAAUGUCACCCCAAUGUCACCCCAAUAUGGCGGCUCGGCGGGCCCGGCGGCGGCGGUGGCCCUGGAGCGGAACGUGUCGGGGCGCUUCGAGUCGCGCUUCGUCACCGUGCGCGUGGAGCCGGGGCCGGCCGUGAUGCUGCGGGGAAUGGAGGGGGCGCGGCUGGGAGUGUGGGUGGCACAUGGAGAGGGCCGUUUCCAGUUCCGGCCGCCCUCGGCCCUCUCCCGCUGCCUCCGUUCCGGCCUGGCCGCUCUCCGUUACGUGGACGACGGCGGCGCGCCCACCGAGCGCUACCCGCUGAACCCCAACGGCUCCGGCGGCGGCGUGGCGGCGCUGGCCUCGCCCUGCGGGCGGCACCUGGCGGCCAUGCCGCACCCCGAGCGCUGCGUGCGCGCC